CUCCACGUGUUACCGCAUGCUAUCAAAGGCAAAUUUACGGAAUCUGGCAUCACUUGUACGCAAUCUAGUGUAUUUUGUAGAAGUCUGUGUUUCAUAUUGAUUUAGAAAUGGCUCAAAUAUUACGUUUUUGUAAAAUUAUGACGAAUUCAUUAAGAAAUGAUGUAUGUAAUUCUUCUAUCAGUCGAUCACUGUUGUCGAAAGUACAUAUUCCUUUGUUAUGCGAUGCGCGAAAUAAAACAUUUUUCAUAAACAAAACUGCGGAUGAAUUGUGGAAAGGCGUGACAUCCGUUAGCAAUGCGGGAAGGAAAAGGGGUAGAGCAAAAGGAUUAGCAAGGAAAAGAGAUUUAAAUAAAGGACAAAUUAUUGGUGUAGGAAAAACUCCUAUAUUAUUUCCUGGUCUAAAUGCUCCCAUAUUUAGAGGAAGGGAAAUGCUUCGACAGCAAAAGCUUCCUGUGGAUCCUGAGAGAGAAGAGAAGCUGAUAAAGUUCCGCCAGAGUCAGUCCAAACCUAAGCGGAUAAAAGUAUCGCCAUUAGAACGUGGUUGGACCAGUGCUGGAAUGGGUGGCAGAAGAAUGGGACCACCUGAUCCUGUCGGAGAUGAUACUUUUGAUGGUUUUGAAUCUUGGAUUUUGGAAAGCAAAAUAGUAACUCAUAUGACUGGUAAUAUGGGACGUAAGAGCAGGAUUAGUAUAUUUGUUGUGACAGGAAAUGGAAAUGGAUUAGCUGGUUUUGCAAUGAGAAAAGCGCCUAUAUCUAAAACAGCUAUAAGAAAUGCUAAAAAUAGGGCAGGUCAAAAACUGAUGUAUAUUCCCAGAUAUAAGGAGCAUACUGUGCUACAUGAUUUCUUUACACAGUUUGGAAAAACAAAGAUAUUUGUCAAAAAGAUGCAUGAGGGAUACGGGCUUAUUUGCCAUCGAGCGAUAAAAGCGUGUUGCGAGGCGAUUGGUAUAAAGGAUAUGUAUGCCAAAGUCGAAGGAUCUACGAAUUUGCAACAUAUUAUAAAAGCUUUCUUUAUUGGUUUAUUGCGACAGAAAUCACACCAACAACUGGCUGACGAAAAACGGCUGCACUUAGUCGAAUUUAGAGCGGAAAACGGAAACUAUCCAGAAGUAGUUGCCUCACCAUCAGUAGUUAGGAGACCAGAAGAAGUGCCGUCUAAUGAGGUUCUCGACUUUACUCAAUAUGUAAUGGAUGGCAAAAUAGUAUUGCAAAAGAAGAAACAAGAACCAUUCUACGUCAAAUUGCCAUCUUAUCAAAUACAUUUGAAGAAACAGGAACGAUUGAGACACUUCGAUGAUACGAGAAUACGGCUAAUGAGCGAACACGGGCGGCUACGUAGCUUUUUGACUAAACAAUAUCCAGAAGCACAAAUACGUAGACUCAAGCGAGAGAAAACCGAAGAGAGCGAAUAAAGGUAUUAUGCCCUAAUGUACAAAUGUUUAUAAUACAGUCUUUGAGUGCACUCUUA
Molecule: messenger RNA, 1468 nt
Organism: Ooceraea biroi (clonal raider ant)
Lineage: Eukaryota; Metazoa; Arthropoda; Insecta; Hymenoptera; Formicidae
Gene: mRpS5
Product: mitochondrial ribosomal protein S5
Biological process (GO): translation
Cellular component (GO): ribosome
Molecular function (GO): structural constituent of ribosome; RNA binding
Source: RefSeq, a predicted model, not a curated record